AUGAAAUAAUACUAAAAAUUAUUAGAAUGUUAAGGGGAAUAAUAUGCUUAAAAUUAUAAUGAAAAGAAUUAAGUAGAAAAGUUAAUCAAAGAAGAAAACAAUAAUGUUCCUUAAUAAAGUUACCAAAAAAUUUAAAGAUUAAGUUUGAUUAGAGAUAAAUAUUAAUAAAAACUAAUAUAGCAAUAAUUAGAAACAGUAUCAACAGUAAAUUCAGGUUUUGAUAAAGUUUCAAAUGAUAAUUAAUUGAAGAGUAUAUCUUAAUUAUUUAAUCCUUUGAAUAAAGAAGAAUAAAGCUAAACAUUUUUAAUUAAACAUUAGAUGAUAGCAAAAAGAAUUAUUUCUGCUUAACCUAUUAGACACUUAAUUAUGAAAAAAAUAUCUGAUUAAUAAUAAUUGUAAUAAUUUGAAAACUUAGAAUAAAAAAAGCCAUUUCUUAUUUUAAGAAACUUAGGUGGGAAUAAGAUCUAGUAUCAAGGAAAAGAUUUAGCUCCUAUUAAUGAAUAAAUUAAUCAAAAUCAAAACAUAUCAAUAUUUAAAAGGUCAUCUAGAAUAAGGACACAGUCUUAAUCACAUGAAUAAUAUUAAAAUUAUGAUUAACAAGAAUAAUAAAAUAAUUUUGAUAUAUAGAAAUCAUUCAAGAUAAGCAAGAUGAAAAAUAAUUAUGAUUAAAAAGAAAUGGAUGAAUAAUAUGAUUCAUUAGAUAGAGAAUAACUUUAAUAAAUUACUAAAAUGAAAGAAGUAAGUUCUUAUAUAAUUUAGAGUGAAUUCCAUCAAAUAACACAGAUAGAAUUUCGAUUUAAUGCAAUAGAGGGCUCAUUGUAUUAGUUAGGAGAAUUUUUAAUAAAUCUCUAAGAAUUGACUUUAGAUUAUUCAAAUAUUGAAUCUUUGAGACUUUUAGGUACAAAAUUAUCAAUUUUAUAAAUUUUAAACAUAAGAAAAUCAAAUCUAUCUGAUUUAUCUGGUAAUCCAUAAAUAAAUUGUAUUUUAGGUAUAUCUAGCAUGCCCAACUUAAUUGAGUUAAAUUGCUCAUUCAAUAAUAUUUCUGAUGUGAGCCCAUUAGCUUUUCAUCCAAAAAUAGUAAAAUUGGAUCUCGAAGCAAAUUAAUUGGCUGAUGAAAAUCAAUUAGAUUACAUAGAAUCAUUAAAUUUACAAUAUUUAAACAUUUUGAAUAAUCCAUUAUUAUAAGAUAAGAAUUUAAGUGAUAUAAUAUAUUAGAGGUUUAAUUCUUUUAAUUUAGAAAGAGAAAAAAAUCCUUAGAUCUCUAAUAAUUCUUAUCAAGAUUUAUAGAGGAAUUAAAAUUAGAUGAUUUAAAUUCCUGAAUCUAAAAGCUUUUUAGAAGAUUAAUAAAUAAAACAAUUAGAAAUACUUUUGGAUGAUUUAGAAAAAAAGAAUUAAAGUUAAAAAUUAAAUGGAAAGAAUGAGAAACAUAAACUAAAAAGACCGUAAACUGCUUAGAUUAAAUAAAUUGAGUUAUAAUAAACACCUAAAGUUUAACAUUCCGAUUCUACUAAUUUAAUGAUAAAAUCAAAUUUUUAAGAUUCUCAAAAGAAAAGUCAAUAGAAAAAUAAUUAAAAAAAGGUUUUUUUUUGA
Messenger RNA from Paramecium sonneborni, 1590 nucleotides. NCBI's taxonomy places the organism in Eukaryota, Ciliophora, Oligohymenophorea, Peniculida, Parameciidae. The record is from the annotation of a GenBank genome assembly.